CAAGUCGCACUUCUCACGAAAGCGGACCGGGCGACGUGACAUAUCCAUAAGACCAAACAAAUGUAAACGCAUUCACUCAAGCCCUAGAGUCGACAACUGGAGUCUCUGAUUUUAGCUCAACUGCGUUCAAAAUUGCUCCUCGUUUUCCUCUCGUCUGAGGAAGGAUGACAACAACCCUAGGAUUCCGUUCUCCUGUUUCGCGGUCUGGUGCGGUAUCUCCUCAAGCACCUAGACCUGCAUUCGAUACGGAGGUGUUGCGAGCAUACGUGAAGAAACUCUUGCCAGCUACGCUUUCGCAUGCUGUGUGGCAACAUAUUGAGCGUGAACAAGUAAAAGGAUGGAUGAAGGAGAUAGGAGAACGCGUCAAAGAGCGGAUGGUGGAGAUCCAGCCACAUGGAUUUAAGUAUAUGGUCUUGGUCCAGAUCACAGAGAAUUUGGGGCAAGGUGGCCGAUCCCAUAUGGUGUCUCACUGGGAAGACGGUGAUGUCUGCUUAAACGAACUGUUUUUUAAUGACUCCUUGUUCUGUACAUGUACCGCCAUAGCGGUGAGAGCCUCGUGAGAUACCUAUGGGCUGCCGUGACCUCCAUUGAUUCUGGGGAUUAAUUCGAUGACUUGGAUGAUAUGUCACGAAAUUGCAUAAUUACUCGACAACUACAUCGAUCGUGACACGGAACCGCUUCAGGUUUGCCAGAACUUCGCUGUCGACCCUGGAUUUGUCUAGUGUCUAAUUCUCUGCGCGUUAAUCGAUACAUAAAUUCUGAUGAGUUAUGAUCGUGACGUCAAGCCGACAUGUCCAUUGGAAAAGUCU
Messenger RNA from Suillus bovinus, 809 nucleotides. RefSeq lists its product as uncharacterized. The transcript is spliced from 4 exons. Lineage: Eukaryota; Fungi; Basidiomycota; Agaricomycetes; Boletales; Suillaceae. The coding region runs from base 165 to 560 and encodes 131 amino acids. The record is from RefSeq and is a predicted model, not a curated record.